This is a messenger RNA of Mesorhabditis belari, 636 nucleotides long. Lineage: Eukaryota; Metazoa; Nematoda; Chromadorea; Rhabditida; Rhabditidae. The record is from the annotation of a GenBank genome assembly.
AUGUUCUUCGCGGUGAUUGCUCAAAAUUUCUCGAAUCGAGCUCCGUAUAUUGGCGUCGAACGGCACAAAAAUGCGAAUGUCUGGACGUAUUCGGAUGGAUCACCGCUCACCUACCAAAUAUGGGCACAAGGUGAACCGAAUGCCAGCGGAGACAAGGUCUGCGCCAUAAUGUCCCCGGAGAACGGGCAAUGGAAAGCCGCCGAAUGCUCAACAGAUCGACCAUUCUUUUGUACAAUGGUCGGCCAUGAUGGUCCAUGUCCACCGAAUUGGAUCUACUAUGCGGCGACCAAGUUCUGCUACUAUUUGCAGCCCUUCACCUUCUAUGACAAUGUCCAUUGGCAACUGUACAACUUCGACACAGCCGAAGCUCGAUGCAAAGCAAUGGGAGCUCAUCCGACCUCAGUGCAUUCGGCUGUUGAGAACAACUUUUUAUUCGAUAUAAUCGCCUCAAAUGUGAACGCUUCUCUUGUGCAAGCCGCUUCUGACGGAAUUCAUUCUUGCUGGCAGCAAUGGGCUUGGAUUGGUCUCUUCGGAACGGGAGCCAAGAUGAAUGGAUAUUGGACUGAUGGGACACCGGUUGAUUGGACGGGCGUCGAUCCACCGAAUGCCCAAAACUAUUCCUAUGUGGUGAGAUGU